This is a messenger RNA of Aethina tumida (small hive beetle), 437 nucleotides long. RefSeq names its product cuticle protein 38-like. Bases 60 to 383 code for a protein of 107 amino acids. The record is from RefSeq and is a predicted model, not a curated record. NCBI's taxonomy places the organism in Eukaryota, Metazoa, Arthropoda, Insecta, Coleoptera, Nitidulidae. The transcript has a single exon.
AAUCAUCAGUAUUUGUCAGUCAGUCUUCAGACUCGCAACACAGACCAAAAAAUAUCAAAAUGUUCAAAUUGGUGGUGUUGUUCGCUCUCGUAGCCGUGGCCGUAGCCAAACCAGGAUACCUCGGCGGACACUUGGGAUACUCCGCUUUGGCCGCCCCAUUGGCAGUGUCCGCUCCAGUGGCUGUAGCUGCUCCAGUAGCCGUUUCCCACAGCGUCGCCGUUCCGGCCGCCGUCAGCAGCACCUACAGGAAGGAUGUCAUCAGCAAGCCAAUCGUAGCUGCCUACGCCGCCCCAGCCGUUGUCGCCGCCCCAGCUUUGGCUUACUCCGCUCCAAUUUCCUACGCCGCUCACGUGCCAGCUGUACACUCCGUUCACCCAUGGUAAAGAGAGAACUGAUUUUAUGCUGUGUAAAUAUGUAAAAUAAAGUUUAUUUUAUUU